AAAAUCAUCGGACAUUUGCCAACGAUCCUUGCCAGAUACGAUCGUCUCUGGCGGCCAGCGAUUUAGCUGGAACCAGGAGAAAAUUGUUCCUGCAGGAGAGAAGUGGUCGCGUGUUUCUUUAUUGAAAACUAUAACAACCAACACGGAUGGGUAGGUCAAGCGGGGUAAGAAGGAGGCAAACGUUUACGGAUGCAGAUGAAACGAACCUUAAUCGCACCACGUAACACACACAAACGCACACGGUGGGCCACUGAAAGAAAAAGAAAUGGGAUGCUUUGCACUUAGCAUAAUGUUCACGGUGCCUGUCAUUACCCUGCACCGCUAACAUGCCAGGACCAACACCCGUUUGGAUCCGGUAGACACGCGAAAAUGUGCUAACAUUACCAGGCAACAAAACGAGAGGAUGAAACACAAAAGGCAGUUAAACUGACGAUGAGAGAAAGAAGAUUUAUAAAAUUUGCAUCGGUGGAAUAUGAUGGGCAACUGUACAUGACGCCGCAGGACUUUCUCGACAGUGUUAUUGAACCUGAACCCAGACCGAGGCUGAAGAGACGCGUGUUAACUGACAAGGAACUGGAAGUGAUGAGGAAUAGCAUCCCUUCGCUGCGUCAAGGAAGCACCCAUAUGUUCAGAAACCUUCGGGAUAAAGGAAUCAUUUCUUACACGGAGUAUCUGUUUCUUUUGUCCAUCCUGAUCAAACCUAAAUCAGGUUUUCAAAUCGCGUUUAACAUGUUCGACACAGAUGGCAAUGAACGUGUGGACAAAACCGAAUUUCUUGUGAUACGACGGUUACUCAGCGGCAACGUGAAGCAUCGAGAACUCGACGAUGAAACUAGACGUGCAUUGAAUUCUAUAAUCACACCGAACCGAGAGCUCUGUUUCAAACGGAAAAAUAGUAACAACCAUGAAGAAAAUAAGAAACACGAGAUUAUCUCUAAUUCCUACAUGGAAAAAGUUUUUAGCCAUGCUUGGAGAGGCCGUCAUGGCACCGAAACCAAAGAAAAAUUGGACCUUCUGACAGAAAGACAAACAACCCCUGAAGAGAUUCAACUUCAGUACAUCGAUGAUGAUCAGGGUUUGCAACGUCGACAUGCUGUAGACACAACUCUAAUGAUACACUUCUUUGGAAAAGACGGCAGCAACGAAUUGAAAUAUGAAGAUUUCAGACGUUUCAUGGAAAAUUUACAGCACGAAGUUCUGGAGCUUGAAUUUCUCGAAUUUAGCAAAGGAAGAGAUGUCAUUACAGAGUUGGAUUUUGCAAAGAUUCUGUUGCGUUACACUGAUCUCGUUACAGACGAAUACGACAAAUACUUGGAUAGAAUUCUGCAAAACCCAGAUCUUCAGAUAGGUAUUGGGUUCGAGGAGUUCAGACGAUUCUAUCAAUUUUUGAACAAUCUCGACGACUUUUCAAUUGCAAUGCGAAUGUAUACUCUAGCAGAUCAUCCGAUUUCAAAAGAUGAGUUUCAACGAGCUGUAAAAAUAUGCACAGGAAGUGUUCUGUCAAAUCACAUUAUUGAUACUGUGUUUGCACUUUUCGAUGAAGAUGGAGAUGGUCAAUUAUCUUAUCAAGAAUUUAUUGCAAUUAUGAAAGAUCGUCUUCACAGAGGCUUCAAGUCUCAGCAGCGGCGUAAGCGUUUACAGGCAUUUACUUCCUGCGUGAAACAGGAAAUGAAAUCGCGUUAAUACUAAUAUUGCACCAAAAAAUAAAUAAAUCUAGGGAUGAUACAUAAAGCGUCAUAAAGUGCCAGUUGGACCUCACUAAUUUUUCAAAUCUUACAAAAAACUACGUAUGUUUAAUUUCUAUUUCAUUAAGUUCAUUGUGAUAAUUACGCAGUUAUUAUUGAAACGUAUAACUCAAAGUAUUUAGCCCAUUAUCAUAUACAUUUAUCUCCGUGCCAUCUUAUAUCAAUGUGAUUAUUACAUUUUAGUUCAUAUGUGCAACAUGGAUAAACUAGUCCUCGCAUUUAUGCACAAGUAUUACUGAUGUAUUAAGUGUUAACAUUUAUUCUUAUUAAGUGUGAGGAAAAUAUAUCAAACAAGUGUUAUAUAUAAUGUAUUUAUUUUUUAAGCACAGUUAUUACGCGUGAAGUUUUAUGUACUUAAUUCAAACAAUUAUCUCAUUAUAACAUAAUUAUUUGUUUAUCAAUAUUGUUAUACAAUUAUAAAUGUCUUUUCACUAUUUAUUGCAGAUGAACUGAGAAUUAUAAUUAUAAAUUAAUUAAAUCAAUUUGAACUGUA
Molecule: messenger RNA, 2238 nt
Organism: Megachile rotundata (alfalfa leafcutting bee)
Lineage: Eukaryota; Metazoa; Arthropoda; Insecta; Hymenoptera; Megachilidae
Product: Mitochondrial calcium uptake 3
Biological process (GO): calcium import into the mitochondrion; mitochondrial calcium ion homeostasis
Cellular component (GO): uniplex complex
Molecular function (GO): calcium ion binding
Source: RefSeq, a predicted model, not a curated record